Prosopis cineraria is the source of this 2131-nucleotide messenger RNA. RefSeq lists its product as uncharacterized. The record is from RefSeq and is a predicted model, not a curated record. NCBI's taxonomy places the organism in Eukaryota, Viridiplantae, Streptophyta, Magnoliopsida, Fabales, Fabaceae. The coding region runs from base 526 to 1920 and encodes 464 amino acids. The transcript has 2 exons.
GUUUAUGAGAAUGCGCCCAUUAUUUCGGGCCAAAAAGACCCUCUUUUAAUAAACAUUGCAACUGGGGCUUGGGGCUGCCACUCACACUCACGCCCUUCCCAAAACUAACACGUGUGUCGUCCCUUCUGGCUUCGGCCACGCCAGCCUCGCCUGUCCCCACCAACUCACCCGCUCCAUUUAUUCAAGGACAACGUCCACUCUCCUGCAUUCAUUAAAACCAAUUAUUUUUGUUUGUAAAAAGUUUAAAACGAGCCCAGGAUUUGAUCGACAUAUAGCGCUGCUACUCUCACUCACGUUCAUUGUCGCUCAUUGUCCCUAAUUCUCCAUAUCUUAACUGAACGCGUCUCCUCCUCCUCAUCGGAUCACGUUCUUUCACUAUCAUUCUACCAUUUAUUGAACCCAAAGUUUGCGGGAUAUGAGUUCAUCUCCUAGGUUCCGUGUGGGAAUAUAGUGUUCCUAGCAUGGGUGAGAGCUGGUACCACCAGAUUAUCUCGCUUCUGACGAGCUACUCAGUUUGAAACUCUCAUGGAUACAAAGGCCGCUGGAUUCCAGACACUAGGCGAGUCUGUAGUGAGGCGUGCCCUUUUUCGCACGCUUGUGCUUGCCUCUGCUAUAUCCAUCGUUUCUUUGCUCCGCGUCAUGCCCACCUUCGACUUGGGAGCACUGUCUCCCAUCACCUACGAUGACUGCAUGACGGAUUCAGAUUCGGAUUCUACCGCUGUCACUCCCGGCUCUUAUUUGUUCCAGGUUCGGAUUCUGAACACCUUCUGGGGUUCAUUCGAAUCUUUAAAUUGCAAACAAGAUGUCAAUUUGACUGUGAACGUGGUCACUGAGCUGAUGGGUAAACGGUUUUUGGACCGUGGUGCCAAAAGUCUCUGUAUUGGAGAUGCAUCCCCAAUGGCCGUCCCGGCGAUGCAGCGGCUGGGAUUCUCCAGUGUCAUUGGUGUCCAUAAACCACGCCCAUUUUCUCUCAAACCGAAGAAAAUCGUGUACGAGCUUAACUACCAGGACCGUUCAUUCGACUUCGUCUUCUCCAAGGACCUAGAUAAGAUUUCGGUUCCUGGUCUACUUGUGCUGGAGGUUGAGCGCAUCCUUAAGCCCGGUGGAAUCGGAGCCCUCCUUGUGGGUGCUGAUGCUUCAAACCCAAAUGACUUGAUCAAGUCCGUUAGUCCAGUGUCUUCGUUACUGAGAUCUUCCAGCAUUGUGCAUGUCGAAUAUAUCAAUCAACUUAGUCUGGUCGUUUUCAAGAAAAGAUCCGAAACCAGUGUCUUCUACCAGAAUCCCCUUCCAGCUGAUUGUCCCAGUCUUACCUUUACCAAGCCUCUCAUAAAGCUGAUGGAACCGCUUGUGGAGGAAAGACCUCCGAAGUAUGCCAAAGGGAUGUGGUAUUUACCCAAGUUUGUAGACUUUUCUAGUAAGAAGCGGCUAGUGUACAUUGAUGUCGGAGUUGGUGAGCUUCUGAACAACGCCAAUAUCAGUGAUUGGUUCCUUCCAUCUUACCCCAUCGAUAAGAGAGCUUUCAGAGUCUAUUUUGUUCACUACAACACUUCCAUCCUGCAAUCCCACGUGAAACAACCCAGCAUCACAUUUGUUUCUCAUCCAGGACUGGAUGGAAAGCUUAGUUCAGUCGACCUGGAUCCAUUUGUAGGAGAAGAGGAGUUUGAUUUCCUUGCGUGGUUCAAAGAAACCGUGCAAGAUGCGGAUUUUGUGGUCCUGAAGAUGAAUGCUGGAGAAUUGGAGAUGAAGCUGCUGGCAGAUAUAUUUGAAAGCGGAGCUAUAUGUUUGGUGGAUGAGCUGUUCCUGGGCUGCCCAGACGUAUUAGAUGGUAAAAGUGUGAAGACGAAGGAAAGCUGUAUGAACAUCUACAAGGGCCUUAGAAGCAACGGUGUCUAUGUCCAUCAAUGGUUUGUUGAUCAGUAGGAAGUCUGCAUCCGUGCAUGGAUUCCUGCGUUUGAUGUGUUUUCGUACUAAAGUCCAACUGCUGUGUUGUGUUGCAGUUGAGGUUGUCAUUUGUGAAGUGGAAGGAGGUUGGUAUGAACGCCCAGAUCAGCGUCGGGCGCUUAAAAUCAAACCAAACCACUAUCAUUCUCUUUCGGUAAUGAAAUCAGCGUGCAUCUGUGUUUUUCUUUCA